UACCGCGGGAAAGACCUGUGUUUAGGUGCUUCGUAAUUCGAUUUUUUUCUUAUUUUCUGUAGAAGUUUUAAAAGUUCAUAACUUGCAUCAACCAUCUACCGGAGAACAGAUGACCACUUCGUCUGUAUCAAAGGGCUGCUUUGUGUUCAAGCCAAGUUCGAAAAAAAAGAAGACUUCCUUAACAGCAAGUGAUUAUUUUCAUGAUGGGAAAGCAGAUUCCCAGAACAGCGAGUCACGGUUUGAAACUUGCCAAUCACUGUGGCAAUGGAUGAAGGCUGAAACCGAGACAGUUCAGGAGGACCUAAACAAAAAGAUCCUGGACGACUUACUGGAGUUUGCGAGGAAAUCCACUGCCAGCUUCCAGUCGAAAACAGACGACUGGGCCUCCCGAAUGAGAGCCAGCGAGAUCCCCACUGCCGCUCUUGUUCUGGGGGUGAAUGUGCCGGACCACGCCAUGACCUUCCAGAGCUUGUCAGCACUCCUCCAGGAGUCUGUUACCCCCUAUGUGGUCUGCUUGCAGUCGAAGGAGUGCUCGGCUCUGAAGCAGGUCCUGCAGAAGGUGCUGGUGCAGCUGAUAGGCCGCAGUGUGUCUAUGGACGAUGACGAUGAUGAGGAGGACCAGCUCGACCCACGCGCUGCGGGAAUCCCUUCCAGGAAGAUGCUCUGCUCCAUGGCCACGCUCUGUGGCUGGUACACAGCUGUUACACAGAAAUCUGCUUCCCCUUCUCCAGGGAAGAAGCGUCACUCCUCCAGUAAGGGUUGUGGACAGCGCCCUCCAGUGGUGGUGAUUUUUAAAGACCUGGAGAGCUUCACCCCCAGAGUACUGCAGGAGUUCAUAGUGAUCAGCAGUCGGUACAUUCAGCAGCUUCCCCUUAUUUUCAUCUUUGGGAUUGCAACGUCUCCGAUCACCAUCCAUGGAAUGCUUCCUCACUCGGUCUCCUCCCUGCUCUGCAUCCAGCUCUUCCAGUCCCUCUCCUGCACACAGCACCUGGCCACUGUCAUUGACAAGCUGGUGUUGACCACAAAAUUCCCAUUCAAGCUGAGUGGGAAGGUGCUGCAGGUCCUUACCAGUAUCUUCCUGUACCAUGACUUCUCAGUAAGGAACUUCAUUAAAGGGCUUCAGCUGUCUCUGCUGGAUCACUUCUACAGCCAGCCUCUCAGCAUGCUGUGCUGUGACAAACGAGAGGCCAGGUCACGUGCGAAGGAGCUGAGCCACGAGGACUGCGAAAACAUCCGGCAGCUUCCAUCCUUCAUGAGGUAUGUUGAGAAACAGGAGCCAGAAACCCAAGUUAUGCUGCUGACCAGUGAUCAACAUGUAAAGGAUGUGACCCAGAGUUUGCUGAAAGAUCUUCACGCUUACCACAAAAAAUACUAUCCUGUUCUGAGAUGCCUACAUGCACUGACGUCUUCCCUUCCCAAAUAUCCCCUGGGCAAACAGAUCAGAGAGCUGCAUGGGAUUUGCCUGGAGAAGAAUGUGUGGGAAACUGAAGAGUAUGAAUCUGCAUUUCAGUUACUGAGGAUGCUGGCCAAAGAUGAGCUGGUGGCAGCCUUGCACACAUGUACCGACAUUUUAAAAUGUGCCAAGAAGCUGGGCGAUGUUGUAGAAAAACUGGAUGAGUUCAUUGAAAGAUUUGAGCAGUUGGACAGGUGCUCUGCUGUGGUUGAGACAGGGCAGGAGGGAGAGAAAGAGCUCUCACCACAGAAGGGUCUUCAGAAGAAGACUGAUCUGUUUCAACUUCGGAAGACUUUGUUGGAGAAAGAGACCAGAAGAACCAAGAAACUGAGCAAGUUUGAGCUGCUGAGGCUUGCUGCCCUGGAUUGUAUUGACAGCCUUGUCAAGAAGCAUCUUCUGCCUCCCGAGUCUCAGCCCCUGCAUGAGGUUUUCUAUUACAGUUCAGCCAGUACCCUGCGCAGACACUUAAACGCUGCGCCCCGCACUGCCAUCCAGACCGCCCUCAACAACCCCUAUUGCUACCUCCAGAGUGAAGCACUGAAGAGUGAAGGAGGAGCCAUUUCAAACGCAGCUCCAGAUAUCUGUAUUGUCUAUAAGCUGCACCUGGAGUGUGGGAGGCUCAUCAACCUGUAUGACUGGCUGGAGGCCUAUGCCACUGUUGUUGCUGCUGCUGAAGGCAAGAACCCUGAUUCAUCUGCUGCUGCCCAGUUAGAUGGUGUCAAACACGCUCGUUUUAUUAGAGCCGUUUCAGAGCUGGAGUUUCUGGGCUUCGUAAAACCAACCAAGCAGAAGACUGACCACGUGGCUCGCCUGACCUGGGGAGGCUGCUGAGCUUUACCCCUGCAGCAAACUUGUGAGGAACGACGCUGUGAAAGACCAAAACACACACACCAAAAAAAGAUGCAUUGUGUAUUUUGAUACUUUUCUACGAGUUGGCCUUGUAGUAAAAAUGCCUUUGUCUGCUUCAUGUGUUUUGUUUUAUAACUAUUGAAUUUAAAAUAGUACUAACAAAUUACGGUCUCCAUAUUCGUCGAUGUCAGUGCUACUAAAAAUAAAAUGAGACAAACAAGAAGUCCUUGUCAGUGUCACCUCUGUCCACAGUCAUGUGUUAAUAUUCUUAACAGGUCUUUGCAGACAUGUACAAUACACUAUGAAAGCUAGAGGCUCGUGUAUCUACCAGUGUGUGAAUAAUUGACUGGAGAAUGGCACGUAGCUUGAGCAUACCACACAAAAGUGGUCAGGGUUAUUGUUUUCUAUGUAUGAUACUGUAUCUAACACUGAAGACCCCAAACAUAUUUGUCAU
Messenger RNA from Polyodon spathula (Mississippi paddlefish), 2756 nucleotides. RefSeq names its product origin recognition complex, subunit 3 (gene orc3). The record is from RefSeq and is a predicted model, not a curated record. Bases 110 to 2284 code for a protein of 724 amino acids. Lineage: Eukaryota; Metazoa; Chordata; Actinopteri; Acipenseriformes; Polyodontidae. Gene Ontology annotation, cellular component: nuclear origin of replication recognition complex; DNA replication preinitiation complex; nuclear pre-replicative complex. The transcript is spliced from 20 exons. Gene Ontology annotation, molecular function: DNA replication origin binding. Gene Ontology annotation, biological process: DNA replication; DNA replication initiation.